This is a messenger RNA of Oryzias melastigma (Indian medaka), 2186 nucleotides long. RefSeq names its product lecithin-cholesterol acyltransferase (gene lcat). Gene Ontology annotation, molecular function: phosphatidylcholine-sterol O-acyltransferase activity. The record is from RefSeq and is a predicted model, not a curated record. Lineage: Eukaryota; Metazoa; Chordata; Actinopteri; Beloniformes; Adrianichthyidae. Gene Ontology annotation, biological process: lipid metabolic process. The transcript has 7 exons. Bases 208 to 1491 code for a protein of 427 amino acids.
CACAUGUUCACGUUUGCUUUGAGACUUUUUCCCAAUCAUCCAUUUUUUUUUGUGAAUCAGCUGUUUUAGACCACUCCGGUUCUGCAUCCCGCCGCCUUGGAAGCUUAACGCCGCCGUUUGCAUUUGAACGCCUCAUCUGCCCCCGCCCUCCGGCUGCCCACAAGCGUACCCAAGGCUCCGCGCGCCCGCCGCCGCCGCACAGAGAGGAUGGGGUCCGCCGGCCGUCUGCUCGCCGUGCUGCUGCUGCUGCAUCCGUCCACAGGCUUCUGGAUCAUGAACGUCGUCUUCCCCCCGAACAGCAGAGUCCAGGAGCCGAGCAACAACACGUCCCCGCUCAUCAUCGUACCAGGAAACUUGGGGAAUCGUUUAGAAGCCAAAAUAGACAAGCCAACUUUAGUCCACUGGAUGUGCUUCAAGAAGUCUGAGCACUGGUUUCCUCUCUGGAUUGACCUGAACAUGUUCAUGCCGGUCGGUGUGGACUGCUGGAUUGAUAACAUCAGACUUGUUUAUAACAAGACAACCCGGCAAUCCUCCAACUCACCAGGGGUGCAGGUGAGGGUACCUGGAUUUGGGGAAACGUAUACCAUAGAGUAUCUGGACUACAACAAACUAGCUGGUUAUUUUCAUUCCAUGGUGCAGUAUUUGGUCAAUGUGGGUUACGUCCGUAAUGAGACAGUCCGUGGCGCUCCGUACGACUGGCGAUUAGCUCCGAAUGAGAACCCAGAGUAUUUCAUAAAGCUUCAAGAGCUGGUGGAGGAGAUGUACAACCAGUACCAGAAACCAGUUUACCUAUUGGGACACAGCAUGGGUGGCCACUACGUCCUUUACUUCCUCAACAACCAGCCUCAGGCCUGGAAGGAUACAUACAUCAGAGGCUUCAUUUCCCUGGGAGCACCAUGGGGUGGCGCCGUUAAAGUACUUAGAGUCAUGGCUUCAGGUGAAAACGAUGGCAUCCCAAUGCUUUCUAACAUCAAGAUCCGUGAGGAGCAGAGGAUGAUGACAACCAAUCCUUGGAUGCUACCAUCUGAGGAUGCUUGGCCUAAGGAUCAUGUCUUCAUCUCCACACCAUCAGUUAACUACACAAACCAGGACUACAAGCGCUUAUUUACAGACAUCGACUUUGAGGACGGCUGGCACAUGUGGAAAGACACCAAGAACCUGACUGGUGCUCUCCACCCUCCUGGCGUUGAGGUGUGGUGCAUGUACGGCGUUGGGCUUCCAACUCCUGUCACGCAUAUCUAUGAUGAGGAUUUUCCCAACGCAGACCCGGUGGACUUUGUUUAUGCCGACGGGGAUGACACAGUGGACAGCUUUAGCAUGAGUCUGUGCAAACGCUGGGAGGGGAAGCAGGAAAAGCCGGUUCAUGUGACGGAGUACAGGGGACUGGCCCACCUAGACAUGGUGUUCCAUGAAAAGGUCCUCCAUCAAAUCCAGCAAAUCCUGGAGGGCAAAUCAGACACGCCCAGGGAGGUUGACGUCCGAUUAGAUUAACAAACAGGCAAGAAAACCCACUAGUUUAAGAAAUUCUGAUAGUGAAAAUUUUUUCAGUUUUAGUGCCAAACUUUUAAAAGUUGGUUACUUUGCUCCAUUUGGAGAAGAGUAUCACAGAUGUAACGGUAUAGGGUGAUAUAUUUUGAUCUUAAUAGUAGCCCUCCUGCCAGGCUUUUUAGUUAUCUUCAAAGCUAAUGAAAACUUUAAAAUUAGCAUGCUAACUUUAGCAGUUGUAUGCUACAUCCACCUGUAGUGACAGAUGAAGCCCAAUUUUCAUAUUUGUGUUUUGUAAAGAUUUAUAACCUAAAUAUUUUCAAAUGUUAUUCCACUUAUUUGUCCAACAGUAAUAAAACAAACCGUAGAACGGAACCAUAGAAUGCUAAUGUAGCAUGAUAGGAUAUGCUGGGAUGUUUUUGUCCACCCAAUGCAAAAUGACUUAAAUGACAUAAAAUAAUGUGAAACUGUAAAUUUCAUUAUUACCAGUAGCCUAUGUUUAUUUUUAUCCUUUCCCAUGUUAUGUCGUGUCUUCUUCACAAUUUGUAUUUACAUUUCUGUAAUUGUCAUUGUAAUUGACUCCUUAUCUCUUGCAAACACAGCUUUAUGGUUGGUUUUAUCGUUGGAUUUAUUUGUUUUAUAAAAUACAGAACUGUUUUUUUACUUGGCAGAGUAAAUUAAACAUACCAUUCUUUUCUUCC